Molecule: messenger RNA, 2097 nt
Organism: Hylaeus volcanicus
Lineage: Eukaryota; Metazoa; Arthropoda; Insecta; Hymenoptera; Colletidae
Exons: 10
Coding region: 74-1954 (626 amino acids)
Source: RefSeq, a predicted model, not a curated record
UAAACUAGCCCCGACGAUGUGUUUGUGAACAAUUCCUGGAAUACUUUUUCUAAUUGGGAUAUUUUUAUUGCAGAUGUUCCUUCUCUCCUUUCUGGGUGUAAUAUUUUUCGGAAUUGCUGGAAUUUUAUUAAUAUUUGUUUACACCGCCACUGUACUUUGGUACAUAAUGACAAUCCUGUGCCUAUGUCUCCUGUUGUCAGUCCUCUUCUUAAUAGACGCCGCAAUGAUACUCGCAUUUUGGAAACGAAGCUGCAACCAGUGUUGUUGCGCGAGUCAGGCUGAAAUAUUGUACCAGAAGAAGAAUUUUUGUCAUCCUUUGUGCGAAACGGUCAAAUACGACCUGACGACUAGCAUCAGCAGCCUCAGAAUACCUUCUGGAGAUGAGGGUGCGACUCCUGACCACACUUACCGAAAAGUCGGAUAUGGACAUCGACGGCAGUAUGUCGAUUGUCCAACGAGUGCUCCAUCAGCGUCCAAAGUCGACGUUGCUGAAGUUCAAACAGAACCCCGAAGGACAUUCCACAUAGAGAGCCAAACCCAACGGAGCGUAAAAGAGAUUCCAGUGCAAACAGUGAGCAGAUGCGAGAUGUGCAAUCAACAGAUGCAAAUUUUUUCGACGACCGCGGACGUCCAAGCUACAAUGCAAUCAGCGCCAUGCACUCCCUGCCCUGCUCUCGUGCAGCUUAUCCGAGGAGUGCCGUGUUGUUCAGGUUGCAGGUGCGUGGCAGGUAUAGUUCAAGUCCCGCAGCAAAGCCAACAGCAGCAAACGCAGCGAUCGGAUCAAGAUAAAAAACCGGCCAAGGAUCAAGUGAAAUGGGUGCAACAGGACCAAAAAUCUUACGGAAUGUUGACGAGUGGACAACACGAACAGCCAAAAAUGACGGGAAUGGCGGGAACGAUCACUAAGCUCACGCUUGCAUCCUACUCUGUCACACCCAGCAAGAAAACUCACACUUCGAGUCAAACUGGUGGCGACGAUACGAAGACAAGCAAAAGCACGCCUACCUCGUCUGAAGAAAAGAAAUCAAAAGUGAACGCGCUUCAAAGGGAACAAUCGGGAGAAAAGAAGCCCACGAAGAAACAAAACGAAAUUUUGAUACCAGAGAGAGAGAAAACAAAAACAACAAACGACGUCGCGAAACAGCCCGUUAAACCUCCACCGAGGAAAUCUAUAAGUCCUCUCGCACCGAAACAAAUCAAAUCCUCCGCAAAGAAAGAGGGACUUCGAAAGUCCGUGGAAUUUUCUGCAGUGGAACCAGUGUCUAUUUUAGAAGAACAAAGUGAAUCGACAAACGAGAAGCCAGUAUCUCCAGUGCAACAAAUGGCGCAGGUAAUAGAUCGUUUGAAAGAAUUUGAAGGAAGCAAAAUGGACCAAUUAGGGGUAACAACUGAAGAACCGAACCCCAAGGUGGAUACAACCAUAAAAGACCCGAUGGCAAAAUUACCAGAACCUGAAAAAAAGGAAGAAGAAGUGAACGCUGCUGCAGAACAUCAAAUGAAAGACAAACGAAGCAGUCCUGAUGAAACGAGUGCCGGACAAAAACCUGAGGUCCUCGCCAAAAUAAACGAGGAGAAAUCGGAAACAAAACCUGUCACAAAUGCUACAACUGUGAGCGAAUUUAAUUUGGGGAACAGAGAGAGUAGCUUUUCCACUGAUAAAUCCGAAAGCGGCUACGGGAAGCUCGACGAUUCGGUAACGAAGCAAGAAGAUGGCGCAAAGGUGGAUCAAGGCACUCUGCCUGAGCCUAAACCUGACACGGGAACGCAAGGAACUGUCAUAGAUGCUUCCUUGGCCAAAUCAAAGAGAACUCACAUUCUUCGAAAGAAAAACAAAGUUGAACCUGGUGAAUUCAAGCAUGCUGACACGACCGUUCAAACUUUGAUCCGUGAUGAUGGCGAUAGCGGUUUACCCACUGGUAAAUCAGAAUUCGAGGAGAAAAGCGAGGUUUCAUAGACGAAAAAGAUAUAAAUAUUUGUUAUGCUUGCAAAAGGCUGCAGGUAAAUAUUACUGCUUCGAUAUUUCUAAUUACGAAUUUGCAAAUGAUUCAACACAUCGUGAUUUCUGUCAAAAUUCACAUAGGGCCCUCUAGCUUCUAG